This is a messenger RNA of Prorocentrum cordatum, 1827 nucleotides long. The record is from the annotation of a GenBank genome assembly. NCBI's taxonomy places the organism in Eukaryota, Dinophyceae, Prorocentrales, Prorocentraceae.
GAAGUUUUGGCUCGAGCGGCUCACUUUUAGCCCCAGCCCAACCCGAGCCAGUGUUUGCAGCAACAGGCUAGGAGAACGCACUCGCUGCAGACAUGAGUUCCCAGGGGCCGCCUUCCAGCGUGAGCCCGAUGUUGGUUGGGCAGGUGUUGGGGACCGUCAGGCCUCCCGUCGACCUCGAUGACGAUGACGGUUUGUCGGACGCCUCGUCGGUCUCCCUGGAGGCUCCGACUUUGCAGUUCAGCUCGGGCCUCACUCUGGACUUCACUGAUGUGACGCCUGAAGAUGGCGAAAGGGGUGCUCCUGGGACCUCAACGAACGGCACUGCCACCAGCGUGGCGUCGGAACCGCAGGAGUCCAAGGAGGAGUCGCAGCCGCCGCCGCAGGAGUCGCAGCCGCAGGAAUCCAGGGAGUCCAAGGACCAGCCGCAGGAGUCGCAGCCGCAGGAGUCGCAGCCGCGGGACAGGUCUAGGUCGAGGUCUCGGCCGUUGGUGUCCCCGCAUAUCUUCGAUUCGAAGGAGAAUGCGACCAUGUACCGAUCCAUUGCUUUCGAGCAGGACGCCUACCCAACGUUGCCGAACCUGGUCGCUGCAGACACCAUGGAUUGCAUCUUCAAGUCAUGGCCAGAAUGGCGCGAAGCCCUCAUGCUGGUGGGCGUCCCAGACGUCAGUGACACGUCCAGCCCAAUGAAGUGCGUGGAAACGUUGUUCGACACCGUGGCGACGGCGCAGUGGGUGGAUACUGUGACGGCUCAGAUGUACAAGGCAUUCCCUUACUACCGGGAGGCCAAUUGGACCCUGCCGUCGAUCCUUCUGUGGGAGGUCGUUUGUAACUUUCAUAUCAGGCAAACCCAUCCAAGCAUGUUGUUCGACUUCGUCGAGGGCAUGAGUGGCAAAGGCAACGUUUACAAAGAAGUCGGCAAGGCGGGGUACAAGAGCGUGGGCUUGGACAAGAACUACGCCCCCUUCCUCAAGCUGGGCACUGCGAUGGGGACCAGGAGCUACGUCUCGGCUGUGCGCCGGCUUCGCAAGUACGGUUUCGCGUGGAUGGGCAUUGAAUGCAAGACGUGGAUUUGGGUAGGCAGGAGCAACUUCCGCCGCUCAGUGGAGGAUCCGGAGGGCGACGUCUCCAACCCAGAUGUAUGCGAGGCUAACGUUGUGCGCGACUUGUCGGGUUUCCUCAUGCUCUUCGCCACGAUGAUUGCUGCAUUCUGGGGAGUCGAGCAGCCCAGGUCAAGCCUGUGCAACGUGAGCUCACCGAUCAAGCUGAUCCUGAAAAAGCUUCAAGCGACCACUACCAGUUUCGACCAUGGCGCCUACGAUGAUGAUGACGCCCCACAGAAGCCAUUGAAGCUGAUGUCUACUGCGCCCUGGGCGUAUCUCGCGAAGAAGACCGUCGCAACUACUGACAACAGGGAGCGCUUGUUCACAACCGAGAACAGCGGGGGCGUGACCGGCAAGAAGCAAGAGCUAAAGGAAUCGGAACACUACAGCGUUCAGUUUGGCCAGGAGAUCGCGAAGCUUUUCUCGGAGUUUUUGCAGCAGGAUUGCCGCGGAUUGCCCUGAGUCGCCUGGGCUCUGAGCCUCCGAUUAGCUCUUAGCUCUCGGCUCUCGGGGUCUGGUUGCCUGAGUGUCAGAGACAGCGGCAGCCCGCGGCCGCGCGCUGCGUCACGCACUGCUUUUUACUUUUUACCUGAGUAAUCGAGGGGCGAGGGCCUGGAUCAAGGAGCCCCUCGAUGAGAGACGCACCAGGGCCGCCAGGGUGCAAUUUCAAUGCCCCGUCCCCGUUCUCAACGUUACCCGUCCAUCGUUCUUCGGGAUGAAGAUUGCC